This is a messenger RNA of Monosiga brevicollis MX1, 319 nucleotides long. RefSeq lists its product as uncharacterized. NCBI's taxonomy places the organism in Eukaryota, Choanoflagellata, Craspedida, Salpingoecidae. The annotation marks the transcript as partial. Gene Ontology annotation, biological process: mitochondrial electron transport, ubiquinol to cytochrome c. The transcript is spliced from 3 exons. The record is from RefSeq and is a predicted model, not a curated record.
GCUCACGGAUUUGGCGACCUCGUCAAGAACUCGCGCGGCAUCGUGCAGUUUGGCCUCACCCCCAUGCGCCAGCAGGCCGUGGGCAACUUCUUCUACAAGGGCCCCUUCAACUUUGUGCGUCGCGUCGCUGCUGACGGUCCCGUCGCUCUGCCCGGCAUCCUUGUUCUUGUCGGUACCAUCAUGUGGGCCAACAACGAGUUUGAGGCACGCAAGCGCAAGAACCCUGCCGACUACGCCAACGACCAAUAAGCUCAUCGCGCCUUUUUGUUCGACCACCCACGUCCCAUCCCUCGCAGUGGAAGGCGUGUGAGGUCGCACG